UGUCUUCACUGUAAGUGCUCCCAGGAAGAGCACAUCGUAACAGUUAUGCCUCUGGAGAUGGAGAAGACUGUCACAAAGCUCAUGUUUGACUUCCAGAGGAAUUCGACUUCUGACGACGACUCAGGCUGUGCCUUGGAAGAAUAUGCAUGGGUCCCCCCCGGCCUGAAGCCUGAGCAGGUGCACCAGUACUACAGCUGCCUGCCCGAGGACAAGGUCCCCUACGUCAACAGCCCGGGAGAAAAAUCUCGCAUAAAGCAGCUUUUGCAUCAGCUGCCGCCGCACGACAAUGAGGUUCGCUAUUGCAAUUCUUUGGAUGAGGAGGAGAAGAGGGAGCUCAAACUCUUCAGCAACCAAAGGAAGAGGGAAAAUUUAGGCAGAGGCAAUGUCCGACCGUUCCCCGUAACCAUGACAGGAGCCAUCUGCGAGCAGUGCGGCGGCCAGAUCAACGGAGGGGACAUGGCUGUCUUCGCCUCACGAGCUGGGCACGGCGUUUGCUGGCACCCUCCCUGCUUCAUCUGCAGCGUCUGCAAUGAGCUGCUGGUCGACCUGAUCUACUUCUACCAAGACGGGAAGAUCUACUGCGGCCGGCACCACGCCGAGUGCCUCAAGCCCCGCUGCGCCGCCUGCGACGAGAUCAUUUUUGCCGACGAAUGCACUGAGGCCGAAGGGCGGCACUGGCACAUGAAGCACUUCUGCUGCUUUGAAUGUGAGACAGUGCUGGGGGGGCAGAGGUACAUCAUGAAGGACGGCAGACCCUACUGCUGCAGCUGCUUCGAGUCCCUCUACGCCGAGUACUGCGACACCUGCGCCCAGCACAUCGGUAUCGACCAGGGCCAGAUGACGUACGACGGCCAGCACUGGCAUGCCACCGAGACCUGCUUCUGCUGCGCGCAGUGCAAGAAGUCCCUGCUGGGACGACCCUUCCUGCCCAAGCAGGGGCAGAUCUUCUGCUCCAGGGCCUGCAGUGUCGGUGAUGACCCCAAUGGCUCUGACUCCUCCGACUCAGCUUUCCAGAGUGCCCGAGCCAAGGAGUCCCGCCGCAGCGCCAAGAUUGGCAAGAACAAGGGGAAAGGCGAGGAGGGGGCGCGCAGCCCCUGCAACCAGCUGCAGGUCACCUCCAACCGCCUCUCCACCGACGUGGACCCACUCUCGCUGCAGAUGGAUUUGCUGAGCCUGGCCAGCCAGACGCCAAGCCUCAACAGGGAGCACGUAUGGAGGAGCCGAGAUGAGCUCUAUCACUACGGGAGCAAAAUGGAGCAAAGUCAGUCCCAAAGCCCUUUGCAGCUUCUCAGCCAGUGCAACAUAAGGACCUCCUAUAACCCCAGCCAGGUCCCAGGCUCGCAGCCGGAUUUGUGGGCGAAACAUUUCAGCAACCCAAAGAGGAGCUCCUCGCUGGCGAUGAAGGGCCACGGCGGCAGCUUCAUCCAGGACUGCAGGGAGGACUACUACUCGGGGAGGCUUCGUUCGCAGGAGAGCUACAGCGACAUGUCCAACCAGAGCUUCCCCGAGACCAGAGGAAGUCUCAAAGUCCCUAAGUACGAAGAGGAAGAGGAAGGCGGGAUGCCAACGCCGCAGUGCCGCACCCGCCACCCCAUCAACGCCCUCAAGUUCACAGAGGACCUGACGCCCACCGAGCAGACUCCCCGCGGCUCCAUGGAGUCCCUCGCACUCUCCAACGCAACAG
Messenger RNA from Tauraco erythrolophus (red-crested turaco), 1684 nucleotides. The record is from RefSeq and is a predicted model, not a curated record. Lineage: Eukaryota; Metazoa; Chordata; Aves; Musophagiformes; Musophagidae.